AAUUCACCUUCAACAGCAUCACCACUAUUAACCAACUCGAAGACUGAUUAACGGAAUCCUCACCACACGCAAAUCAACCUGCAUAGCAACAGUCAGGAUGCCCGCCACCAUCACCGUUCUCUACCCCAACGAGGCUGAUGCCAAGUACGACUUCGAGUACUACAUCAACCGCCACAUGCCUAUGGCUGCCGCGCAGUGGAAGCCGUCCGGCUGCACGGGCUGGUCCGCCAUCAAGUACCAGCCCACCCCCGAUGGAAAACAGCCCAAGUACUCCUUCGCUGGUAUCCUCGUCUUCGAGAGCGUUGACGCUAUUCACAAGGCGCUCGCUUCUGCCGAGAGCGCCGCUAUCAUGCAGGAUGUACCCAACUACAGCAACAAGGAGCCUGUGUUAAUGAUCGGAGACAACGCCAAGACCGUUGUUUUGUAGAGGAUGAUACCACGAGCAGACUAAUCUUGAAGACAGGGGUAUAGUCUGAUAUGAAUGGUAGAUUUGUUGUUGUUGUUGUUGUUGUUGUUAUAUUUAACGCCAGGCCGUUCCUGUGUAGGACAAAGGGCGCCUGGGGUUGCGGGCUUCCGCCUAAGUAAGUACAAAAGUAGAUACAGUCCCUCU
Molecule: messenger RNA, 610 nt
Organism: Colletotrichum navitas
Lineage: Eukaryota; Fungi; Ascomycota; Sordariomycetes; Glomerellales; Glomerellaceae
Exons: 1
Coding region: 98-427 (109 amino acids)
Molecular function (GO): oxidoreductase activity
Source: RefSeq, a predicted model, not a curated record